UGACAUCCUUACAGUUUUCCCAAUGAAGUUUCAAGUUCUGAAAAGAGCACUAACAUCAUGCUUGUUUGCACUGAGAAGAGCAGUCAGGCAUUUGCUCUUAGGAGCUGGAGUUCAGCUGUAGGUGGGAGACUGUGCUCAAGAGCUAUUGAUGGAUUUCUAAAAACUGAUGAAAGRCAAAGACUGGCAAAGGAAAGAAGAGAAGAAAGGGAGAAAUACCUUGCUGCUAGGGAACAGCAGAUACUGGAGAAGGAGAGAAGAGCAAAACUUCAAUAUGAAAAACAAAUGGAGGAGCGAUGGAGAAGACUGGAGGAGCAGAGACAGAGAGAGGAGCAGAAGAGAGCAGCUGUUGAAGAAAAACGGAGACAAAAGCUUAAAGAGGAGGAGGAGCGUUUAGAAGCCAUGAUGCGCCGGUCCCUUGAACGCAGCCAGCAGCUGGAGCAGAAACASAAGAGAUGGUCGUGGGGAGGAGCACUGGCUGCAGGCUCAGGAGGCAGAGAUGCAUGUGACAAACUUUCAGCUUCUACAAUGAAYCUGCCCAAGCAAAUGGAGUCUCCAAUCAGUAAACGCCUCUCGUCCUCCACCGUGGCCAUAACCCAUUCCCCUGACAGAGCUCACCGCAUGCAUCUUAGUCCAAUGGAAAACUUUCUUGUUUCUCGACUGCUGACUCCCACACAGUCAUCUUUAGCCAGAAGCAGAAGUACAUUAAUGCUUUCUGAGCAGUACAAUACUCCAGUAUUCCAUAUCUGUCCUCGUGUAGCACCAGCCAGUCCUCUMAAAUCUCCCUACAAGCCUUCCCCUACCCGAAACACUGAGAGGAAAAAGGCAACUUCACCCUCCACUGCCAAUGCCACCAAAGGGRCACCUGCAGCUGAAAUUACUCAGACUGAGAAGAUAAAGAAAGAGAAGAGACCUGCAACUCCAUCAUCUGGUAUGGGAUCUCCUCUGAGAAGGUCUGAUUCUCCUGCUGCAAUGUCCAGAAGAUCUGCAUCCCCUGCAACACCUAACAGGACAGUUGCAAAGACUUACCCUCAGUCUCCUAAAAACACCAAACAAUAUCCAGCUUCUCCUGUGAAGCAUCGUGCCACUUCCAGUCUCAGCCAGGAAACACCUAAAAAGAAAGCAGACAAGGAGAAAGAAAAUGUCACUCAGGCCAAGUCCCCAGGAGCACGUGCUGAGGAUGCAGCCCAGGUGCCUUCUGGAAAAGCUGAGAGCAGUGAAGGCAAGAUCACAGCAGGAACAAGUGAUGCAGAAGAAGCAACAAAAAUUCUGGCUGAAAAAAGACGACAGGCCCGCCUGCAAAAAGAACAAGAGGAAAGGGAGAGACAGGAAAGAGAAGAACGGGAGAGGCUUGAAAGAGAAGAACAGAAAAGAAAGGCAGAAGAAGAAAGACUUCGUGUGGAAGAAGAAGCUCGUAAGAAGGAGGAGGAAAGAAAACGUGAAGAAGAAGCAGCUAGAAAGAAGGCAGAGGAGGAAGCCAGGAGAAAAGCUGAGGAAGAGCAAAUGCUAAAGGAAAAGCAAGAAAAAGAGCUCCAAGCCAAACUGGAGAAACAGAGGGAGGAAGCAGAAAUCAAAGCCCGUGAGGCAGCUGAACAACUUCGUCUKGAAAGGGAACAAAUCAUGCAGCAAAUUGAGCAAGAAAGGCUGGAGAGGAAGAAGAGAAUAGAUGAAAUAAUGAAGAGAACAAGGAAGAGUGAAACCCCAGAAAUAAAGAAGGAGGAGCCAAAACUGGAGAUCCCAUCCACUYUGAAUGUGGAAAAGCAACCAAAGGCACUUGUUCUCAACCAGCCAGAGAUCAAUGGAUUGGCAACGUGCCUGAAAAAUAAAAGUUUAGAAAGUGGUGCCUCAGUAAUCCCAUCCCAAGAUGUGGUUGCCAAUGGACUGAAAACAGUUUCUGCACUUAUUCAACUGGAAGCUGCUGAUGGGAAAUGCAACAGCAUGGAAGAUUCAACAGAUGAGGUUCAGUCCAUGGAUGUGAGCCCCGUUUCAAAAGAAGAACUGAUCUCUAUCCCUGAAUAUUCACCCAUGAAUGAACUCAUGCCGGGUGUUUCUUUGGACCAAAAUGGGACAAGUAAUGCCAAGGCUCUUGAAGACCUCUUGGAUUUCACAGGCCAAGCUACCUACUCCAAGAUGUCCAGUGAUACCCUUAGCCUGGAUGACUGUAACAAAAACUUGAUUGAGGGAUUUAACAGCCCAGGACAGGAAAAUACACUUAAUUCUAUCUGCUGACUCAGCAGAACAGAUACAGAAGUAACAAUUUGUGGAGGAUAUAUAUCCCUGUGAUGCUACUGGCAGUAAAAUAUGAGCUUGUCACUUGAAAAAGCUUCUGCAGUCCUUGAACACUGGAUUUCAAAUAAUCAGAGCUGAAUAAAACUUGUCUUCCCAGGGAAUAUUUUGARUAACUGGCUGCUUUUGGUAGAAACCAAUGAUCUAGAGCCUUGAUGGUUUCAGGGAAGAUGGAACGUGCAUUAGAAUUUGAGCUUUAGCUGCUAAUAAACACUCAUUUCUUCUCCUAAUUUAAAAUUCAUCUCAACACUUCACUGUGAUUUUUACCUGUGCAUUUUAUUUUUAAAUAAUACCUCCCUAAGCUUGAUCAUCCAUUAGACAUCUUUUUUCUUGUAAAUAAUGAUGGGGGUUGCCCACAGUGCAUUGAAACAAAAUAAUACACUGUACCUUAGUUUUGUGCCUAUCUUUUUUGGUCUUUAAUAAGGAAUUAUUGGCUUUCAUGAGGCAUUUAAUUCAAAACUGUAGCUAAAGAGGCUUGAAAAAUAUAUAGCUGCUGGAAUCAAAAGAGCCUUGUUAUUGUCUGUGGAGUGUGGGAGCUAUCCCCUUAUAAUUAUAUUGACACUUUUAGUCACUAGUGGCACUUACUGGUUAAUAUUAAUUAGUCUGGGAGCAACUAUCAACUGUGUUUAAAAACAUGUUUGUGUAACACCUGUAAGCAAAGUAGGAAAAAGGCCAAGUGUAAUCCCUUAAUAUAUUUGUAGUAUAGGUAGUAGAUCUGAGUGAGUGAUCAGGAGGGUGAGGUAACACUUUAAUUUUGAAGAUGCAGACACUKGAUUGUGAUACCAGCAGGCUUUCUAUCACACUGGGAAGUGUUUUGUCUUCCUGUAGGCUCAACAAAACGGGAUUUGGUCAGCAGCAAAACAAUCUGUGAACACUACAGCAGAAACACAAAGGCCAAGAUGCAAAAAGAGAACACUGAGGGCCCUGRAUGUUCUGUAAACAUUGUCUGGAAUAGUUCACAUCAAAUUGGACCAGGUCUGGACAGCAUGGGCCAUGCAGGUGCUGCUGUGAGGACAUUUUGUCAAAUCCCUUACAAGAAUAAAUUAUAAAUACAACUCUCUUUGGACACUAACACAAAACACAUGAAAACUUGGGGGGAGAGGGUGAUUUUCUUUUUUUUUUUCUUUUUUUUUUCCACAUGUAAGAGUUCACAGCGUAGAUUGAGCUCAGUUGUAGCACCAUUCUUGU
Malurus melanocephalus (red-backed fairy wren) is the source of this 3471-nucleotide messenger RNA. It is a transcript of the gene MAP7D2, whose product is annotated as MAP7 domain containing 2. The record is from RefSeq and is a predicted model, not a curated record. Gene Ontology annotation, biological process: microtubule cytoskeleton organization. Lineage: Eukaryota; Metazoa; Chordata; Aves; Passeriformes; Maluridae. The transcript is spliced from 17 exons. Gene Ontology annotation, cellular component: microtubule cytoskeleton. The coding region runs from base 58 to 2226 and encodes 722 amino acids.